AUGGAACAUUCUGAUAAUAUUAUUAAUGAAAUUGUCUCGUUGAAGAACAAAUUCAAUUCAGAUGAACAGACAGCAAUCCUCAAAGAAGUUGCUCAAAAUGUUCGUAAGUUUGAGGAAUUCACUAAUCAAAAAAGUGAAAAGCUUAGAAAUGAAUUAAGGACGUUGAAUAGAAAAUUAACGACCAUUCAAGCUAGUACAAAGAAAUCUAUUGAACAAAAUGAAACUGGCUUUAACGACCUUAUGGUCAAAUAUGAACGUGAAAAGUUUGAGUUGAAUGAAACACUCACUCAAUUAGACGCGGAAGAAAAAUAUCCUUUGGAACUAGAGGAAUUAGAAAGUAUAAAUAUCGAAGACGAGACAUUACCAAAAGAUGAUAAUACUUCGUAA
This is a messenger RNA of Funneliformis geosporum, 387 nucleotides long. NCBI's taxonomy places the organism in Eukaryota, Fungi, Glomeromycota, Glomeromycetes, Glomerales, Glomeraceae. The record is from the annotation of a GenBank genome assembly.